Messenger RNA from Vigna unguiculata (cowpea), 2128 nucleotides. It is a transcript of the gene SAC8, whose product is annotated as SAC domain-containing protein 8. Gene Ontology annotation, molecular function: phosphatidylinositol-4-phosphate phosphatase activity. Gene Ontology annotation, cellular component: endoplasmic reticulum. NCBI's taxonomy places the organism in Eukaryota, Viridiplantae, Streptophyta, Magnoliopsida, Fabales, Fabaceae. The record is from RefSeq and is a predicted model, not a curated record. Gene Ontology annotation, biological process: phosphatidylinositol dephosphorylation.
GUUCUUGGUUGUUGAAGAACAAAUGGUCAUUUGGUUCCUGUGAUUUUCUCAUCAUAUCACAAAAUAUUGUGCCUUAACAAAGUUGUCAGGUCAAAUUUCUUCGGGUUUGUCUUGUUUCUGCAAUUCUGUGACAAUGGACAUUGAACCCCCUUCGGGUUCACUUGAAAGAUUCAAGCUUUACGAUGAGCUGGAACUGCUCGAGUUUCAGGACAAGUUCGUGAUCAAAUCCCGUAUAUCCCCCGACCAUGGCUUCCGGAUUAACCGUCUUGAUGGCAACAUCAGUUUACUUGAUGAUGGUGACACACUUUCUGGAAGUCCAUUGAGGACAUCUACAAUUUAUGGUGUGGUGGGAACCAUAAGAUUGGUUGUAGGAACGUAUGCUGUUGUAAUAACCUCUCGGAAGGAAGUUGGAAGUUUCCUUGGUUUUCCAGUAUAUCGCUUGAUGUCCAUGAGAGUACUUGCAUGUAAUGAUGCUUUGAGGUAUUCAACUGCCCAAGAAAAAAAGGAUGAGACUUACUUCGUGAACCUAUUAAAAGUAGUGGAGUCAAUGCCAGGCUUGUACUAUUCAUACGAAACAGAUAUCACAUUAAACUUGCAGAGAAGAAGCAAGUUAGUAGAUGGGUGGACAAGCAAGCCAAUCUGGAAGCAGGCUGACCCUCGAUUUGUCUGGAACAAACAUCUAUUGGAAGAGCUUAUUGAGUAUAAGCUUGACAGAUUCAUCGUGCCUAUAGUGCAAGGGAGCUUCCAAAGAGCACAACUAAAGUUGAAAGAUUCAAAUGCUAUGGUUACAUUAUUUUCAAGGAGAUGUACACGGCGUCUAGGAACAAGAAUGUGGAGAAGAGGAGCUAACUUCGAAGGUGACACUGCUAAUUUUAUUGAAACCGAACAGUUGCUUGAAACUGAAGAAUUCAAAUUCUCAUUUUUGCAGGUUCGAGGUUCAAUUCCUCUUCUUUGGGAGCAGAUCGUUGAUCUAAGCUAUAAACCGCACCUUAGGGUUAUUAGUCACGAGGAAACACCCAAGAUUGUAGAGCGUCAUUUCCAUGAUCUCGUGCAAAGAUACGGAGAGAUUGUAGCUCUUGAUCUUACUGAUAAACAUGGUGAAGAAGGUCAACUAAGUGCAGCAUAUGCUGCUGAAAUGCAAAAACAGCAAAACACGAGAUAUGUUCCUUUUGAUUUUCAUCACUACUGUGGGAGCUCAAACUUUGACAAUCUGAAAAUCCUCUAUGAUGAAAUCUCAGAGGAUUUUGAAAAACAAAGAUAUUUCUUAAUAGAUAGACAAGGAAAUGUACUAGAAGAGCAGAUAGGACUUUUCAGAGCAAACUGCAUUGAUUCCCUUGAUCGAACAAAUGUUACUCAGUGUUAUCUGGCCCAGAAAUCAUUAAAUCUUCAGUUGCAGAGGAUUGGAGUUCUGACUUCCUCUGAGUGCAUUUCAAUGUUCGAAGAGGAAUAUGGAAAAUUUAGAAUAUUGUGGGCAGAGCAAGGUGAUGAGAUAAGCCUUGAGUACGCUGGGACUCAUGCCCUAAAAGGAGACUUAGUUAGAUAUGGAAAACAAACAAUGACUGGAAUGAUUAAAGAUGGAGUGAGCGCGCUUUCCCGAUAUUACUUGAAUAAUUUCCAUGAUGGAAUUCGGCAGGAUGCCCUUGAUCUCAUAAGUGGUCACUAUAAUGUUAGCAGAAACGUUCCUUCUCCUUUCCAGUCAAAUAACUUUGAACCUCUAACGUAUCUCCCUGUUGCAUCGGCUUUGAUAAUUGGAGGUUUGACAGCAACAACCUUCACUCUACAGCAAGCUGGUCGAAAUACACACCACUAUGUUUCUUCUGCACUCUGUGCUGGAAUAACUGCUGGUGUUAUGGCAAUUGUCAAAGCUAAUGGAAGGCAUCUAUGCUCAAGACCACGUUUGUGUGGUCUCCUGUAAUAUAAUUCACAAGCAUUUUGAACCAUGAGUAAAAAUUUGUGUAGUCUUGUUCCACAGAUUGUACAUAUAAUGUUUGUGUUGUUCAAUUUUUCGUUUUCAGACAGCAAAUUGUUAUCUGUGAAAACCAAAAAAUAAAGUUUAGACAUGUCUUAAGUUGGCAAAAAAAAAAAAUAUUGUUUCUCAAAGUUGAAAUAUUGAAGGGAGUGUUAUGAA